Messenger RNA from Trichophyton benhamiae CBS 112371, 531 nucleotides. RefSeq lists its product as uncharacterized. Bases 1 to 531 code for a protein of 176 amino acids. Gene Ontology annotation, cellular component: tRNA methyltransferase complex. Lineage: Eukaryota; Fungi; Ascomycota; Eurotiomycetes; Onygenales; Arthrodermataceae. Gene Ontology annotation, molecular function: tRNA (guanine(46)-N7)-methyltransferase activity. The transcript has a single exon. Gene Ontology annotation, biological process: tRNA methylation; RNA (guanine-N7)-methylation. The record is from RefSeq and is a predicted model, not a curated record.
AUGGACGCUGCUUCGGAACCAGAAAACACUCUCGGAGAAGUAUCCUUACCUUCUACCCAACCGAAUGUUCCAGAGCAGCCGAAUUUCCAAAAUAUAUCUGCCGUCCGCUCGAAUACAAUGAAAUUUCUGCCAAAUUUCUUCUUCCGCCAUCAGCUCUCAAAGAUAUUCAUUUGUUUUCCUGACCCGCACUUCAAGGCGAGGAAACACAAGGCAAGGAUUGUUUCGACGACACUUAAUGCUGAAUAUGCAUAUGUACUACGGCCUGGAGGGAUGCUAUACACAAUUACAGAUGUGGAGGAUUUGCAUCUAUGGAUGGUUUCGCAUUUUGAUGCGAAACCUGCAGAUAACGAUCUCAACUCCCAUGAUAUUGCUGAGUUAUGGGAACGUGUGAGUGACGAGGAACUUGCGGCGGAUGACUGUGUUCGAGUGAUGCGGGAGGAGACAGAAGAAGGCAAGAAAGUGACAAGAAAUAAUGGGCAGAAAUUUGUGGCAGUUUGGAGGAGGAAGGCUGAGCCGGAGUGGCCGUCCUAA